This is a messenger RNA of Microcebus murinus (gray mouse lemur), 1337 nucleotides long. RefSeq names its product intelectin-1-like. NCBI's taxonomy places the organism in Eukaryota, Metazoa, Chordata, Mammalia, Primates, Cheirogaleidae. Gene Ontology annotation, molecular function: oligosaccharide binding. The record is from RefSeq and is a predicted model, not a curated record.
AGACAUAAAAGCAGAAGUGUGGGAAAGCCCCAGUGUCUUCUCCACUCAUGGAGACAGACCUGUUUUGCCUCAAGAAACGUACUUUUGCUUCUACUUCUAUGCUGAAAAGCCCACAAUAGAAGCUGCUGUGUGGAAGUGCUAAGUGUCUGUCAUCGCUCUGUGGCACCAGCCAGCCCUGCUUGUGGUUUGUCCACACAAGGAGCCAAAGAACGGGGACAACACUCCUCAAAAACUCAACCCUGACAUUUUGGGGCUGAAACCCAGGGUUGCACUUUCAAGGUCACAAUGACCCAACUUGGCUUCCUGCUGUUCCUCAUUGUGGCCACCAGAGGGCGGAGUGAAGAGGCCAAUACUUCCUCUGAGCAUUCGUCCUGUUCUUUUGCGUCUCAAUCUCUGCUCAGAAGCUGCAAGGAAAUCAAAGCCAAGAACCCCUGCGCAGGUGAUGGCCUAUAUUUCCUCCGCACCGAGGAUGGUCUCGUCUACCAGACCUUCUGUGACAUGACCACUGGGGGUGGCGGCUGGACCCUGGUGGCCAGCGUGCACGAGAACAACAUGUAUGGGAAGUGCACGGUUGGCGAUCGCUGGUCCAGUCAGCAGGGCAGCAGAGCAGACUACCCAGAGGGGGACAACAACUGGGCCAACUACAACACCUUUGGGUCUGCAGAGGCGGCCACGAGUGAUGACUACAAGAACCCUGGCUACUACGACAUCCAGGCCCAGGACUUGAGCAUCUGGCAUGUGCCCAACAAGUCCCCCUUGAAGCACUGGAGUAACAGCUCCCUGCUGAGGUACCACACUGAAACUGGCUUCCUCCAGGGACUUGGACAUAAUCUGUUUGGCCUCUACCAGCAAUACCCUGUGAAAUACGGAGAAGGAAGCUGUGGAAUGGACAACGGCCCUGCGAUCCCUGUGGUCUAUGAUUUUGGAGAUGCCAAGAAAACGGCAUCUUAUUACUCACCUAAUGGCCAGAAGGAAUUCACUGCAGGAUUUGUUCAGUUCAGGGUCUUUAAUAAUGAGAGAGCAGCCCAUGCCUUGUGUCCUGGAAUGAAGGUCACCGGAUGUAACACUGAGCACCACUGCAUCGGCGGAGGAGGUUUCUUCCCAGAGGGCAAUCCCCGCCAGUGUGGAGAUUUCUCUUCCUUUGACUGGGAUGGAUAUGGAACUCACAUUGGUUACAGCACCAGCCGGGAGAUAACUGAGGCAGCUGUGCUCCUAUUCUACCGUUGAAAGGGUUGUGAGACCUCUUCUCCCAACUGUGCGAUCCCAAAGAUGGAGAACAACUUACCAACUGUGUUGUUAAUGGCAGAGGAAAAGAGAAUAAAUCAUAUUGCAUCAAA